AUCCCANAAAAUUUCUAUAAACAACAUGAUACAGAGCCCAAGAUUCAAUCUUUUUUUCUAAAGAUAAUGAGCAGGGGCCCUUUCCCCUUCUUCUCGCAAGAAGAGGAUCAAAAUGUUUUCCCAUCUUCAAAACCCAAUCUUUGACGCCCUCUACUGCGAGGAGGAGCGUUUCGAUGAUGGGUUUGUCCUCAAAGACUCAGAAAAUAGCGAUUUGGACCAGAUUAAGAAAACCCCUUUUGCUCUCUUCGAGCACGACCUCUUAUGGGAAGACGACGAGCUUGCCUGUCUUUUGUCGGAGGAGAAGAAACAGGCUCGCCUGAUUCGUGACGUGAUAGAGUCAGAUGGGUGUCUGAAAAUGUCGAGGGAUGAAGCCGUUAAGUGGAUGCUCAAGGUGAUUGGGCAUUACGGGUUCGGCGCGUUGACCGCUGUCUUGGCUGUUGACUAUUUCGAUCGAUUUAUUGCAAGCAUUUGUUUCCAGAGGGACAAGCCGUGGAUGGGUCAGUUGGCCGCCGUUGCCUGCCUUUCGAUUGCUGCCAAGGUGGAGGAAACUCAAGUUCCUCUCUUGCUAGACCUACAAGUGGAGGAGUCUAAGUAUUUGUUUGAAGCAAAGACCAUUCAGAGAAUGGAGCUUUUGGUUCUGUCUACACUUAAAUGGAAAAUGAACCCGGUGACCCCAAUCUCGUAUUUCGACCACAUUGGGAGGAGAUUUGGGCUUAUAAAGAAUCUGCAUUGGGAGUUCUUGAGGAGGUGUGAGACUGUCAUCCUCUCAAUCAUCACUGAUUGUAGAAUGGCCCAUUACCCUCCUUCUGUCAUUGCUUGUGCCUCAAUGAUUCACGUGAUUAGAGAUAUCGAAACCGAUGAUUAUCUCGACUACGAGAGUCGGAUCAUAAACGUGCUUGAAACUUGCAAGGAAAAGAUUGACAGCUGCCUCAAACUUAUUAUGGAAGUCUUAGAUGAUCCUGGCCGUAGAUCUUACGGCAAGCGCAAGCACAUGUCGACACCUGGCAGCCCGAGUGGCGUGAUCGAUGCCUAUUUCAGCUCAGAUAGCUCGGUUGACUCGUGGGCAGUUGGGUCAUCAGUUUCAUCAUCUCCCGAGCCAGUUUUCAAGAAGAGCAGACCACAGGAUCAGCAUAUGAGGAUGGCUUCACUAAGCAGCUUCUCUGGUUGGCAAUCCUAAUCGCACUUGGGUUAAAUUGAGCUCGUGUUUUAUUUUUUCUUCAAUUAACUUAUUUAUAUGAUAUUGGCGAUGCUGCUGCUACUCCGUGAUUUUUAUUUACUAUGCUGCAACAAUUCCUAGAAUAAUUUGGUGCAAUUAUGUUUAUGUGACUGUGUUGUGUUCGUAUGGUUCGUGUAAUUUUCUUGCCAAUCAAUCCCAUGUGAUGGAUUUGAUAUGUUUUGGCAAACUUGAAUCUUAUCUAUCGCUCCCUGUUUGAUUGGGGAUGGAAGUUGAGAUUGGAGGAGAGGACAUUAUUGAGAAAAAAAAAAAAAAAUUAUGCUUGAGACGCAUUAUUUGAUCUUCGUUUUCAUUCUCCUUUCUUUCUCUUGGUGAUUGCAUUAUAUGAUUGAACAAUUUUAUUUAGAACAUGAAAUUGGGACUUUCGGGCAUUAAGAACUAAUGUAGGCUGCUACACUAUGAAGGCCUUCUUCAAGACUUUCUUCUUUGUUCUUAUAAUAUAUUAAUUUUUUUGAAUGUCAUAUAUAAGUAUAUAUAUAGUAUUUAUUUACAUAUAUCUAGGUUAUGAUCAAGAGUGAGGGACAAAGGUGGGUUUGUCCCAAGCAUUUGGUUUGUUUUGCUGAAAGGAGGAAUUCAUGAAUUAAAGAAAGGUUUCCAAUGUAGGGACAGGUGUCUCGAUGAAAGGACCUAUAUUGUCCUCAAGUGGGACUUGAAUAGCGGUUUCAUACGAUUUUUCUUCCUUGGAUUUGGGCCUAAAUGACAAAAAAAUUCUCCCUUGUGCAUAAGGUGUCUAUAGUGCCUGAAAAUUCUAGUGUUUUGCAUAGGUUAUCAUUAUACCAUAGGAUUUCGGAUAUCAACAAGAUUCGAAACUGUUUUAACUCUAAACUCUUUAGUAUAACUUUACUUAGCCAAGUGAUUUAAGUUUGAGGAUACUUUUUAAAUUUGUAAGUAUUUUUUAGUGUUGCAAUUGUUUUAAUUAUUUAGGUUGGAGAUAAUGAGUAGAGAUAUUAAAUGAAAUGACUAGUUCAUUAUUUCGGCUUUUUUGAUAGUCAACUCGAGUUCGAGCUUGUUUAUUGUUAACUAGCCAAGUCAAGGCUUGAGAAUAGGGUUUUUUUUAUGUAAUUUCUCGAACUCGUUGCUCAACUCGGUUAGUUAAUGUUCGAAUU
Messenger RNA from Striga asiatica, 2340 nucleotides. NCBI's taxonomy places the organism in Eukaryota, Viridiplantae, Streptophyta, Magnoliopsida, Lamiales, Orobanchaceae. The record is from the annotation of a GenBank genome assembly.